This is a messenger RNA of Boleophthalmus pectinirostris (great blue-spotted mudskipper), 1270 nucleotides long. It is a transcript of the gene sdcbp2, whose product is annotated as syndecan binding protein (syntenin) 2. Gene Ontology annotation, cellular component: cytoplasm; plasma membrane. Bases 224 to 1165 code for a protein of 313 amino acids. Gene Ontology annotation, molecular function: protein binding. The transcript has 9 exons. The record is from RefSeq and is a predicted model, not a curated record. Lineage: Eukaryota; Metazoa; Chordata; Actinopteri; Gobiiformes; Gobiidae.
GCUCCGCUCUCACGUCCACUCCCAGAAUACACACAGUACUGCGUCCGAGUACUGCGUCCGUGUACUGCGUCCGUGUACUUCUACUACCAGCCCGUGUACUUCUACUACCAGCCCGUCCUCCCGUGAGCCCGAGCAGCGCAGCCUCUCCCCGGACUCUCUCUGCGGCCCGCCUCAGCGCCUCUGUCCCCCGAGUCUCUCCGCUGUCCACGCCCGCGGUGUGAAGAUGUCUCUGUACCCGUCUCUGGAGGACCUGAAGGUGGACAAAGUCAUGAGGGCCCAGGCUCACUUGGCUCAGUCCACGCCCGCCCCGAUGCCCGCGCUCCCAGAGGGCACCUACCAGGCCCUGCCCAUGAGUGCGCCCCCUAUGGGUGCACCUGCCAUGGGUGCACCUGCCGCCCUGCCAGCCUCCACUCUUUAUCCAAACCUGGACGACCUUGGAGAUUACAUGGGUUUGUGUCUGAACAGUGAAGAGGUGCAGAAGAACCUGGCUCUGGUCCCAUUCAGCGACACCGUGGCAGUGCCCUUCUCUCCGUCGGGGGGCAUGGUUCGCCCGGUGACCGGGUCAGACGUGGGCAUCAGACGGGCAGAGAUCCGACCCGGACUGCGGGAGGUCAUCCUGUGUAAAGACCAAGACGCCAAAGUGGGUCUGAGACUGAGAGCCAUCGACAACGGCGUCUUCAUCCAGCUGGUGCAGUCGAACUCUCCGGCGUCUCUGGCUGGUCUUCGUUUUGGAGAUCAGGUCCUUCAGAUAAAUGGUCAGAACGUGGCCGGGUGGAGCGUGGACAAAGCUCACAAAGCUCUGAAGGCCGCCGCCGAGACCCGGAUCGAGAUGGUGGUGAGGGACAGGCCGUUCCAGCGCACCGUCACCAUGCACAAGGACAGCUCAGGACACGUGGGCUUCAUCUAUAAAAACGGUAAAAUCACGUCUUUGGUCAAAGACGGUUCUGCCGCUCGGAACGGGCUCCUGACCGACCACCACAUCUGUGAGAUCAACGGGCAGAACGUCAUCGGACUCAAGGACUCUCAGAUUAAAGACAUCCUGAGCACGUCUCCCAGCGCCAUGACCAUCACCAUCAUGCCCAAGUUCAUCUACGAACACAUGAUCAAGAGGAUGUCCACUGGUUUGCUGCGGUCGGCCAUGGACCACUCUGUCCCCGAGGUCUGAGGAACGAGAGAGAUCUGCUCCUCCUCCUCCUCCCUCCAUCCCUCCUCCUCCCUCCAUCCCUCCUCCAUCCCUCCAUCCCUCCUCCUCCAUCCCUCCUCCUCCCUC